Messenger RNA from Mauremys reevesii (Reeves's turtle), 2519 nucleotides. RefSeq names its product fibroblast growth factor receptor 3-like. Gene Ontology annotation, cellular component: signaling receptor complex; membrane. Gene Ontology annotation, molecular function: fibroblast growth factor receptor activity; ATP binding; fibroblast growth factor binding. Gene Ontology annotation, biological process: positive regulation of kinase activity; protein phosphorylation; positive regulation of cell population proliferation. NCBI's taxonomy places the organism in Eukaryota, Metazoa, Chordata, Testudines, Geoemydidae. Bases 137 to 2488 code for a protein of 783 amino acids. The transcript has 18 exons. The record is from RefSeq and is a predicted model, not a curated record.
CUUUUGAGCUGCACGUGGCGCGGCCCGGAGCACGAGCGGUCUUGCUGGCAGACUUGUCUGAGGAUCUGACAGAGGCGAAGCACAGGGACUACCCAGAAGAACACAGGCAAAUCAGAAUCACGCCUCUCCUGCAGCAAUGGGCUGGCUGGAAGCAUCAAACUGGCAGCUUCACAUUUCCUUGAUAGUGCUACUCUCCAUACACAUGAAGGGUAUCUUGGCUGGACCAGUUGUUGAUCCACAUGUAACAGCAGUUUGGGGGAAGAAUGUCACCCUGAAAUGCAUAAUUGAAAUAAAUGGAACAAUAACACAAAUCUCAUGGGAGAAGAUGCAUGGUAAAAGUAAACACACCAUUGCUGUUCAUCAGCCUGAAUAUGGGUUUGCUGUUCAAGGAGAAUACCAAGGAAGAGUGUCACUUAAAAACUACUCACUUACUGAUGCAACUAUCACCCUACACAAUAUAAGCUUCUCUGAUUCAGGAGAAUAUGUAUGCAAAGUAGUUACAUUCCCACUAGGAAAUGCUCAGUCAUCAACAACUGUAACUGUAUUGGGUGCUCCUUAUUGGACCCAUUUAGAAAGGAUGGAGAAGAAGCUGCUAGCUGUGCCGGCAGCAAGUACUGUUCGCUUCCGUUGCCCUGCAGCAGGCAACCCCACCCCAUCCAUAUACUGGCUGAAAAAUGGCAAAGUAUUCAAGGGAGAACAUCGAAUUGGGAGCAUCAAAUUACGGCAUCAGCAGUGGAGCCUAGUGAUGGAGAGUGUGGUUCCGUCAGACCGAGGGAACUACACGUGCAUUGUAGAGAACAAAUAUGGCAGCAUUAGGCACACUUACCAGCUAGAUGUAGUAGAAAGGUCCCGCCACCGGCCUAUUCUCCAGGCUGGACUGCCUGCCAACCAGACUGUGGUGGUAGGGAGUGAUGUCGAAUUCCACUGCAAGGUGUACAGUGAUGCCCAGCCUCACAUCCAGUGGCUGAAACACGUGGAAGUCAACGGCAGUAAAUAUGGAUCCAACGGGACGUCUGUCACGGUGCUAAAGACGUCAGGUGUUAACACAGCGGCUGAGGAGCUAGAAAUUCUGUACUUGCGAAAUGUUACUUUUGAGGAUGCAGGGGAAUAUAUUUGCCUCGCUGGGAAUUCUAUGGGGUUUUCACAUCAUUCUGCUUGGCUGACGGUUCUACCAGCCCAGAGUGAACUAGUGGAGGCGGAUGAUUCUGGCUCCAUUUUUGCUGUCAUCCUCCGCUAUGGGGUUGGCUUCGUUUUCUUCUUCUUGGUGGUUGUCAUCGUGAUUGUCUGUAGGGUGAAAAUGACCAACAAAAAAGCCAUGAACACCCCCACUGUACAGGCAGUUGGCAAUAACAUUUUAUUUGUUCUAUUGAAGCUGGUGUCAUUGGAGUCAAACCCUUCCAUGAAUUCCGGUACCCCUCUGGUCAAUCUCACCCACCUCUCAUCCAGCGAUGGGCUGAAGCUAGCAAAUGUCUCAGAGCUCGAGCUGCCUGCUGAUCCCAAGUGGGAAUUAAUGAGAUCUCGCCUGACUCUGGGGAAACCUCUGGGUGAAGGUUGUUUUGGUCAAGUGGUGAUGGCAGAAGCGAUUGGGAUCGAUAAGGACAAACCAGACAAGGCCAUCACUGUAGCUGUCAAGAUGUUAAAAGAUGAUGCUACUGACGAGGAUCUUUCUGACCUGGUGUCCGAAAUGGAAAUGUUGAAAAUGAUUGGGAACCACAAAAAUAUCAUUAACCUCCUAGGCGCCUGCACGCAGGAUGGCCCACUUUACGUUCUGGUAGAAUAUGCGUCAAAAGGGAACUUGCAGGAAUAUCUCCGGGAUCAUCGGCCGCCCGACAUUUUUUCACUCGACACCUGCAAGCUGCCAGAAGAGCAGUUAACGUUUAAAGAUUUAGUCUCGUGCGCCUACCAGGUGUCCCAUGGCAUGGAGUAUUUGGCGUCUCAGAAAUGCAUUCACCGAGACUUGGCAGCCAGGAACGUGUUAGUCACUGAAGACAAUGUGAUGAAAAUAGCCGAUUUCGGCCUAGCCAGAGAUGUUGGCAACAUCAGCUGUUACAAGAAAACAACCAGUGGUCGGCUGCCUGUGAAAUGGAUGGCUCUAGAAGCAUUGUUUGAUGGGGUCUACACUCACCAGAGCGAUGUCUGGUCUUUUGGAGUGCUGCUAUGGGAGAUCUUUACUUUGGGGGGGUCUCCAUAUCCGGGAAUUCCAAGCAAGGAACUCUUCAAAUUCUUAAAAGAAGGCAAUCGGCUGGACAAGCCAGCAAACUGCACUCAUGACCUGUACAUGAUCAUGAAGGAGUGCUGGCAUGUAGUCCCAUCGGAACGGCCAACCUUUAAGCAGCUAGUGGAAGACCUGGAUAGGGUCCUUACUGUAACACCAACUGAGGAGUACCUUGACCUCUCCGUGCCAUUUGAGCAGUAUUCCCCCGCCCGCCAGGACACACACAGCACCCACUCUUCAGGAGACUAUUGCGCAAUGAAGGCUCUUCCGUGAAACUGCUUGGUAAUUCAAGAAGCUUUUUGUU